Molecule: messenger RNA, 2930 nt
Organism: Salvia hispanica
Lineage: Eukaryota; Viridiplantae; Streptophyta; Magnoliopsida; Lamiales; Lamiaceae
Source: RefSeq, a predicted model, not a curated record
GUACAAAAUUAUUAUGAAUACUGCCCAUCUUGAAAAGCAAACAGAUUUAGAAAUAUUAUGAAAAAACAGAGGGCUAACAAACUCAUUAAAUCAAGGCCAACUUCAUCAUCAUUUUUGGCGCCGAGGAUUGAACCAGAGAUAAGCAAAGCAGCAAUACUGCGAAAAAAGCUUUAUGAAUUUGCAGUUUGAAUCCCUUCCAACUUUGUGUUAAGGGAGGAUUGAACUGGAAAGUCAACCAAAAAGAUCCAAAACUAAAGGUCAUUGUUAUUUUUAGGUAGGGGUGCAGCUUGUCUAUUUCUCCUAGUAAGCAAGUGGAAACAUGGCGGAGGCAGUCAUUCUAUCGAUGAUAGAAAAGCUGGAAAAUUGUCCAGUAAAUAGGGAUAAUAUAAUACAUAUUUCUGGACCUAUCAAAUGGAUAAUUAGUGAAUUGAGACAUAUUGUGGAUUUAGUGAGGAAUAAGAAAUUUGGAGAGGGACGAAGACUCAGCUUUUUGGUAUCUGAUCUAGUCCACAUGGCUCACGAUGCUCUCGACCUUCACAAGAAGGGAAAAACUUCUGAAUUGUAUUUCAUUGCAAGAUGGAUUGGAGAGAUCAAAAUGCGAAUGAGUAAACUGGGGGUUGAUGGGGCGGAGACAGAAUCCAACUCCGAAGAUCAUGCGGUGCUAGGCUUGGACAAACACAUAGAAAUGGUGCUCCGCACAAUAAUUGUUUAUACCAAAGAAUAUCGUCCAUUGGUUCUUAUCAAAGGCAUGGCUGGCAUUGGAAAGACGACUCUUGCUAGAGAGAUAUACAACCAUGCAGACGUCAUUGAGCGAUUCGAGUAUCGUGCUUGGGUAUGUGUUUCUAAUGUCACAACUCUUAAAGAUUUAAUUAUCAAACUACUACAACAUGCCGUAGUAGAUGUGGAUGGUGACAAUCUUCAUACACUGGAGGAAAUGGACAACCAAAGCCUCCUAUCUAUGCUUCACCGGCACAUGAGAGGACAGCCAUAUUUAAUAGUUCUCGACGACUUGCCCAAACAAAUAUACUUCAGACCUAUCUGGAAAGCUCUUAAAAAAGAAGUAUCCGAUGGAAGUAAAUUGGUGGUCACAAGUCACAUGAUGCAUGGAUUUCUAAAAAACAAACUCCACGAUGUUUAUAAGAUGGAACCUUUGGAUUCUAUUAUGAGCUGGCAAUUGUUUUAUAAAACAAUAAACAGUGGGAAUAAAUUGAGGAAUGAGCAGAAAUUCCCAAAAGAGUUAGAGUACCAAGGAAAACUAAUGUUGAGAAAGUGUGGCGGUCUGCCAUUAGCUAUUAAAGAAGUGGCAAAUCAGCUAGCUCAAAAGAAAGCCUCUACUGGAAGUGAAUGGGAACAACUUCUUGAGUGUGUUGAUUUUGGUUCAACAUUGGAGUUAUUGGAACCGUAUUAUAAAAAAUUGGACACCAGAUUGCUGCUAUGUUUCAUGUAUAUGGCCUUGUAUAAGGAAAAUACAACUUUGAGGGCAAAUAAGUUGACACAGAUUUGGUAUGCAGCAGGAGAAAUGGCGCGUAGUCAUUCAUACAUUGAGGGUUUAAUUGAUGAAUCUGUUAUUGAUGAAAUCAACGACAAGAGCACACGGUAUCGCAUGAAUCCAGUGCUACACAGACUAUCCAUUAAAAAAGCAGAGAAGGGAAUUGGCUUUGAGAUCCUUGGAAGUAAUCGACUCAAUGGAAAUCCACGCCAUCGUGUGAUCAUUUGUAGCAGAGACAAUUUCAGCUACUCAAUGAAUCAAAACAAUUACUAUCUUGUUUCUCUCUUCUUUCAUGGAGGUGGUUAUUUCAAUGCUAGUCCAACCUAUUGGAAAGGCUUUGAAAAACUUAAGAUACUUGACUUUGAAGAUUUUGGGUUGAAGAUUGUACCUGAAACGAUCGGCAUAUUGACGAAAUUAAGUUACUUGGGAUUGAGAAAUAAUUACAUAAAGGAGCUCCCAAAAUCAGUGGGGUGCUUGAAGAAUCUUGAGGUUCUUGACAUAGCUCAAAACUUUAUGGUGCAUGUACCAGAUAUUAUAUGGGAAAUGGGUAGCCUUGUCCACCUCUACAUGUCUGAUGUCAUUUGCAAGAAGCCUUUUAAGAUAGAUGUGCUACAACGGCUGGAGACGCUAACCUCGGUCUCAGUUGAUAAUCUGUUAUAUGAGCUCUCAGGCUUUAAAAUGUUGACUUAUCUUGCGAAAUUAGGUGUACAAGAUUUGGAUGGAAACACACAUGUAAGCAAGCUCUUUGUGUUGUUGUCCAACUUUAAAUUUCUUGAGCACCUAAUCUUAAGAGGAUACCGUUUUAAGAGCAUGUCUUGUUUGGUUGAGCUUGGUACUCUAAAAUAUGUCAAAACACUCAAAUUGGAUGGACGCCUUGAUAGGUUGCCGAAUAGUUUCCCUUGCCAGAUGGCUUCCUUGACGUUGGCUAAUAGUUGUCUUGAUGAAGAUCCCAUGCCACUUCUAGGGAAGCUAUCUCAAUUAAGGAACCUCAUAUUACGGAAUGCCUUCACAGGUCAACGAAUGGGGAUCUUUAAAGGCGAUUUUCCCAUACUUCAAGUCUUGUGCAUGGAAGAGUUACGGCAUCUGAGGAAUCUACAAAUUGAAAAAGGUGCACUGGAUUAUGUUCACAAAUUAGAAAUCCACAAUUGUCCAUAUCUGGACACCCUCCCUGAAGAGGUUCGGUCAAUGCAUCGUCUGGAGGAGUUAAAGAUGGAGACAACCAAAACCAUUUCAACAAACAUCAAGAAUUCACACUCAAUCUCCGAAAUAAGGUUUGUGAAUAUCAAUCCAUAAGCACGGUUAUUGGUAAUAGGUUUGUGAAUAAGUAUUUAUAAUUUUACAGUUGUAAAUGUUGUUUAUCUUAAAUUGGAUUAUGGUCAUUGAGUUGUUAAUGGCAUUUUUCAUACCAACCAACUUUUGGUGGAUGGUAGUUGUUCUGGUA